This is a messenger RNA of Papilio machaon (common yellow swallowtail), 1745 nucleotides long. RefSeq names its product S-phase kinase-associated protein 2. Bases 39 to 1580 code for a protein of 513 amino acids. Gene Ontology annotation, cellular component: SCF ubiquitin ligase complex. The transcript is spliced from 13 exons. The record is from RefSeq and is a predicted model, not a curated record. Gene Ontology annotation, molecular function: protein binding. Lineage: Eukaryota; Metazoa; Arthropoda; Insecta; Lepidoptera; Papilionidae. Gene Ontology annotation, biological process: SCF-dependent proteasomal ubiquitin-dependent protein catabolic process.
ACCGCUCUGUAAUUAAAACUAAGUACAAAUAACCCGCGAUGAAUAUCAUUAGUUUAGAUGAUGAAAAUAAAACAUCAUCAAACCUUGAUGAAGUAAAUAGUCCUAGGAAGAAAUUGCGUUUGGAUAACUCAGCGCGUAAAACUUGGAGCCUAAUGGAUAUAAAAUCAGAUCAAGAGGUUUUUCAAGAGAUGGGUGUUAGUCUUUUAGAACAAGAUGAUACGGAGAAUACAUGUGAAGUUACACAUAUCACUUCACACAAACCAAAUCUAAAACGUAAACACGAUAUAGAAAAUGUGAAUCCAAACAUCAACAGUUCUUCCCCGAGGAGUAGGUACAGCCCUAAGAGUCCUAAGUUGAAGAAAUCCAGUACUAGUCCCGGACCUUCUAAAGCUAAGAGCCCGUGGAGUCCUGACAAGACUAAACAUGAUUUGGAAACAACUUUACUAUCAAAUUAUCUUAUAGAAGAAGAGACCCCAUUGGCUCAGAUCACUCAGUACCAGCCGCAGGGUACUGGGUUCGUAUCUAACACGUCUACUGGAAAGAAGAGUUAUACACCUCUAGGUCUAGAAGAAGAGUUAAUAAUAAAUAGGAGAACAAAAUCAGAGCCGACAGGUUGUGAUACAUUCUCAGUGUUGUCAGAUGAGAUGAUUUUAAGUGUUUUUAAAUGGCUACCUAAGAGAACUUUGGCUCAUUGUAUGCUGGUUUGUAAACGAUGGUACAGGUUGGCCUGUGACGAAAGUCUAUGGCAGCGUUUAGAUCUAGGCAACAAAGUGCUCUCUAAAGACGCCCUAGGCAGAGUCCUAGCAAGGAAACCUAUUAUAGUCAGACUUGCUAGUACUGAGAUAGGCGAAUGGCAUCCUACAACAGCGAUCACACAAUCUAGAAUACAAUAUCUAGAUUUGAGCAUGUGCUCAGUAGACCAGAAGACCUUAGACAGUCUACUGGAGCGAUGUUCUUCUCUAAGGAAGCUCAGCUUAGAGAGUGUUCAACUUCAUGACAGUACUUGUAAAAUUAUCGGUAAAUGUAAGAAUUUAGAAACAUUAAAUUUAACAAUGAGCAAAAAUAUUACAGCUGAAGGUUUAGAAGAAAUACUCAAAGGAUGUGUUAGUCUGCUGUCACUGAACAUAUCUUGGUGUAACCUGAAUCAGGAGUCAUUACAAGUAUUAGUCAGCUGUCUACCUCAGAAACUGCAGCGACUGAACAUUGGCGGAGCUAGGAUUAUGACCAAUGACAUGGUACAAAAAUUAGUAGAACGAUGUCCAAGAUUACUAGAAUUAGACUUAUCUGACUGCUCUCAGUUAUCAGCGGCGUCUGUUAAGUCUGUGCUGAACCUGUCCUGUCUGGAGCAUGUCGCACUCAGCAGAUGCUAUCUACUACCGCCGCAUGUUCUCACAAAACUAGGAAGUAUGUCUUCCUUACAAUACCUAGAGGUAUGGGGUAUGUUACAAAGUGGUUCACUAACAGCUCUACGAGCAGCACUACCCGGUAUGCAGAUCAACCAAUUCAUGUUCAGCGCAAUAGCUAGACCUACAGUUGGUGCUAGACGGACAUCUAUUUGGGGAUUACGUACAAGAGACUGAUUUAAUAUUAUUUAUAUGCGCAGCCUUUUCGUUUACACUGCUAAAACAUGUAUAGAAACAUACAAAUAUAUAUUUUUACCUUAUAUACCUCAAGUUAAAGAUAGCUAGGAAUUUUUAUAUAAGUACUGUUGGCUAUUUUUUCUUAAAGUUAAAUUAUAAAUUUUC